Cyclocybe aegerita is the source of this 1245-nucleotide messenger RNA. Lineage: Eukaryota; Fungi; Basidiomycota; Agaricomycetes; Agaricales; Hemipholiotaceae. The record is from the annotation of a GenBank genome assembly.
AUGGCACCGCUCGCCAUCACUGACGCUCGAUAUCUCUUCGAAGAAGGGUUCUUAUAUGCCGGCCAUCUCGACUCCGUUCUAGCCUGUGCUUCUACUGGUGGCUCGUCUAUCGAAAUAUCUUCGAAGCUUUCAGAAUUACCUGGUGUCGUCAUCCAAGCUCGGGUCCUGGAUUCACGGACUUGGUCGUUUAUAGACUUUGGUCGCUAUCUAAUCUUAUCUGAUGGACGCCCAUCGAUUUUCCACACGUUUCUGCCGGACCAUGACACAGCCCGACCAUUGCUGGCCAACAUCAAGCCAUGUCUGUCCGACCCGGACGUGCACUGCCUAUAUACCUCAUGCAUCAUCCCAAAAUUCAGUCUACCUGUCGAUUCGUCCACCACUUCGCCCGCUGCGGGAAGGAAUGCUGCCGCCAACGAACAUACUACACGCUUAAAUCACGUCUUUAAUGGGCUCAGGAGCGAAAGGCAAGGGCAAGGAGAAGGAACCGCGCGAGAGGAAGAAACCAGGCAGAGUGCCUACUUCCUGCGCGGAAUGCAGACGACUGAAAUUGCGCUGCGAUCGCAAUGUUCCAUGCGAAAAAUGCGUAUCCCGAGGGUGUGGUUCGAUCUGUCCGGACGGCUCUCUCACUCCAGGCAAGGGAGGCCGUCUCAUCCUGGCCAACACGGAGCAGCUUCACGAACAGAUCGAGCUCCAAUAACCCACGCGCCUGAGCCGAUUGAAGCGAGGUUGGAAGAGGACCACGGUAUUAUCGAUGCUUUUGGCACUAUGGCCAUCAACCGCCGAGGAUGUUCUGCAUUUCUAGGGAGAACAGCACGUCCUGAGUUUCUGCUCAACGCGACUCCCAAAUCACAGCGAGUGGCCUUCCCAACUGCGCCUCGAAUAUCAAAGAGGAUCAUGGAGCUUUCGUUUCCAGAGUCCCAGAUCCCGGAUGCGAGCCUCGUUACGGAGAUGCUCGAGUUGCUUCCAUCGCAAUCCGACGGGCUCCAUCUUUGUGAUGUCUACCUGGAGCAUGGAAAGUUCGUCUAUACCGCUCUUCCUCGGAAGGAGCUCCUUGAUGACAUCUUCGCUGUCUACCGAACCAAACACCUCCCGAAUUUCGAGCACUUCCAUGCCCUCUCGCUACUCUUUAUCGUCUUCGCUCUCGCGACCCUCUUCGACCCCAGCUCUCCGCCUUACGCCCCCGAAGGACACGAAUAUUUCUAUCUUUCACGCGCUGCCUUCAACCAUAUCGGGAAACGACACUAA